UCUCAAUCCAAUGGCGUUGAACAAUUUAUGCAUUCUGGAAAAGCAAAAGAAAAAGGAUAAUUUAAAAAUAGAAGAAGCGAAAGACGUGGAUCGGAUACUCAGAUUCAAAAAACUUGCUAUAUGAUUCAGACAUUAAGUGUCUCUCCUCUCUGUUUUCUUUCUUUUAUCUCCCCCGCCACUCUCUCCUGCUCCUCAACUGCUUCCAUAAAAUUAAACGUCUCUUCCAUUUCUUAAGUUAUAUGCUCUUUUUUCCCCAUUUCUUAUAUAACUUCCAGGUUCCUCUCUCUCUGUUGUUUUCUACGUAUACGAACUUGGAGCUUUGUUUGUUUGUUUACUUUCCUAGAAAGACUAGUCUUUGAACUAGCUGGUUUCAUUUGUUUCAAAUGUUCUCAAAUUGAUGAUGGGCCCUUGCUUUAGUUAUUUGGUAAAUGGAUUGUUUUCUUUUCUUGCUAUUGCCCUUCGUUUAAGGUUUAAGCAAAUUGAUCAUGUGAUGCAAGUUACAUGUCUGGCAGUCUUGCUCUGUUAUAGCUUGGGUUAGAUGAGGAUAAUUCCUAUGUGCUUCUCAAUCUUGCAAGUUCCUAGAUGCAGACUGCACACCAUAGCUAAUUUUUGGCAGGAAAGCUUCCACAGCUCGGCCAGGAAAUGUGGAAACAAAUCUAGCUUUAGGCUGCUUGCUUCCAAAUCCGAUGGGCUUGAAGGAGGAUACAGUAGACGUUGGAUUAGAAGACCUGUAAGUACAAAAACAGAAGGAACAAAUAAAAUCACCCAAUAUGAUAGUAAAUCAACCAAUAUCAGGCAUGAAAUUUUGGAUGAAACAGUUUCAACUAGUGCCACCCUGAGUAUAAGCAAAACUGAAAUAAGUGAAUACCAAAAUAUUCGAUACUGUGAUAUCCGACGAGAGAUUCUUGAGAAUAAUGACCUGGCCAAACUUGUGACAGUUAUUGUCUUUGAUCUUGAGACUACUGGAUUUAGCAGAGAGUAUGAGCGAAUUAUUGAGAUUGCGCUACAAGAUCUCCAUGGAGGUGAAAACAGCACUUUUCAGACACUAAUAAAUCCUGGACGCAUUGUUCCUAACUCACAUAUUCACGGCAUCACGACCCAUAUGGUCUGCAAACCCCAUGUUCCAAGGAUGGAAGACCUGAUACCUAUAUUAUUGCAGUACAUCAGAAGCCGUCAAAAACCUGGUGGCUAUGUACUUUUAGUAGCUCACAACGGUCGUUCUUUUGAUGUACCCUUUUUGAUUAAUGAAUUCAAACGUUCUGGUGUUGAUGUUCCUUGUAAUUGGCUAUUUAUGGACACACUUCCUCUUGCACGCAAAUGGAUGAAAUCUAAAGGACUGAAGAUUUCUUCAAGUCUGCAAGGUCUGCGUGAGGCUUUUGGAAUUAAGUUGGAAGGAUCAGCUCACAGAGCCAUGUCAGAUGUGAGAUUAUUGGCAAAACUGUUUCAGAUGUUGACUUUCAAUCUGAAAACAACACUUCCUAGCUUAGUUGCCGAGUCUUUCACAGUCUCCGAAUUAAUUAAUGUAAAGAAGAAGAAGAAUUGAAUCUAAUUUAUAGUCCGGGAUCUGUUCUUUUUAACUCUGCACUCAUUAUUGUCGAAGUAAACUUCAAAGUCAUGUAUUCUUAGUGCAUCCCAUAUUUUGUCUGGGAAGGCACAGAAAAUGAAAAUGUAUCAUUUGAUCAAAACCAAAAGGUUAUCAUUGAGCAAAAUAAAGUUUGGAUUUUGUUUA
Ricinus communis (castor bean) is the source of this 1729-nucleotide messenger RNA. Its product is annotated as exonuclease DPD1, chloroplastic/mitochondrial. The transcript has 4 exons. Gene Ontology annotation, cellular component: cytoplasm. The record is from RefSeq and is a predicted model, not a curated record. Gene Ontology annotation, biological process: DNA catabolic process. Gene Ontology annotation, molecular function: nucleic acid binding; 3'-5'-DNA exonuclease activity. NCBI's taxonomy places the organism in Eukaryota, Viridiplantae, Streptophyta, Magnoliopsida, Malpighiales, Euphorbiaceae. Bases 539 to 1543 code for a protein of 334 amino acids.